This is a messenger RNA of Phragmites australis (common reed), 741 nucleotides long. Its product is annotated as glycine-rich cell wall structural protein-like. Lineage: Eukaryota; Viridiplantae; Streptophyta; Magnoliopsida; Poales; Poaceae. The transcript has 2 exons. The record is from RefSeq and is a predicted model, not a curated record. The coding region runs from base 119 to 475 and encodes 118 amino acids.
UCGAAGCCUCCAGCAGCUGGCUGGUAGCCCUGUUGUUUUGCCUAUAAAUACGCUCGGUUUGCAUGCAUAGCUUCGCAUCACACUCGCAGUUGAUCUACAAUUGCAGAGAGCUUCAGUCAUGGCGUCCAAGGCGCUCCUCGUGUUCGCUCUCCUGCUCGCUGCUGCGUUCCUCGUCGCCUCAGCUAACGAGCAAGCCCAAGCAAAGGAGGAGAACAAGGCCGACGUGCAGGACCACAGCGGCGGCUACCCAGGCGGCAGGGGCGGUUACCCAGGCGGCAGGGGCGGUUACCCUGGCGGCGGCUACCCGGGCGGUGGGCGGCGCGGCGGGGGCGGCUACCCUGGCGGCGGCCGCGGUGGGUACUGCAGGUGGGGAUGCUGCGGCCGCGGGUACCGCGGUGGCUGCCGGUGCUGCGUGCGCCCCGACGAGAUCCCGGAGGCCAUGUACCGCCCCGAGUUCGUCGAGGUCCACAACUGAAGCUAUAGCAUGCAUAGGCAUAGCUACGUAGCACGUACGCCCGUACGGCUUACGUAGUCAGUAAAAGUUCGGCUUGAACAAUAAGAAGGUGCAUGCAUGCAUGCUUCUAUGUGUGUACGUGUACGUAUGUACGUCGCAGUGUGGUCAUUGGAGUCGCUAUUGUCGUCAUGUUAUCUGGUGUACUUGGGAUCGAUCUGUGUGGUUGAUGUAUGAUGCACACCGCUAUUAUGCAUGACAUGGAAUAAAUAAAGGACAUUUGGAAAAUA